Molecule: messenger RNA, 711 nt
Organism: Zingiber officinale
Lineage: Eukaryota; Viridiplantae; Streptophyta; Magnoliopsida; Zingiberales; Zingiberaceae
Product: 40S ribosomal protein S15a-1-like
Exons: 4
Coding region: 158-550 (130 amino acids)
Biological process (GO): translation
Cellular component (GO): ribosome; cytosolic small ribosomal subunit
Molecular function (GO): structural constituent of ribosome
Source: RefSeq, a predicted model, not a curated record
AGCGUGAAUCGGCCGGGGAAUCGCACGUGUAUAUAAAUAAACGAACACCAGCCGCGGUUCUUCUUCGAGGAAUUAGGGUUUGGCCAGGUCCUCUGUCGCUGUCGAUCUCGCGCUUUCUCCCUGAGGAUCAGUUCAGGUUUUUGCACACUUGGUAAGGAUGGUGAGAGUUAGUGUCCUUAAUGAUGCUCUUAAGAGCAUGUACAAUGCUGAGAAGCGUGGAAAGAGGCAGGUCAUGAUAAGACCUUCCUCGAAAGUGAUUAUAAAGUUUCUCCUUGUCAUGCAGAAGCAUGGCUACAUUGGUGAGUUUGAGUACGUUGAUGACCACCGUGCUGGUAAAAUUGUUGUUGAAUUGAAUGGCAGGUUGAACAAAUGUGGUGUUAUUAGUCCUCGCUUUGAUGUGGGUGUUAAAGAGAUUGAGUCUUGGACUGCUAGACUGCUUCCAUCACGGCAGUUUGGUUACAUUGUGCUGACUACAUCUGCCGGUAUCAUGGAUCACGAAGAAGCAAGGAGAAAGAAUGCUGGUGGCAAAGUGCUAGGGUUCUUCUACUAGUUCGGUUUUCGAUUCUCUGUAUUGGAAAAAAAAAAUUGGAUUUUGAUUGGUAUAUCUGUUCUCUUUCGUGUUUUGCUCUUAAGAUUUCUAUUCGGUUGGAUUAUUUGGUGCCGCCUGCUUCCAUUCAAAAUAUCAAUUAGAAAUUUAUUUUCUAGUAGUCA